Molecule: messenger RNA, 2643 nt
Organism: Camelina sativa (false flax)
Lineage: Eukaryota; Viridiplantae; Streptophyta; Magnoliopsida; Brassicales; Brassicaceae
Source: RefSeq, a predicted model, not a curated record
GCAUUGGCGAAAUAAAUUCAGAGAAAAAGGUUGCUCGAGAGAGAGAGCUAGAAGAAAUCAGAGCGACUCGGAGGAACAGAAGAAGACAAAGAAAGCAAUUCUCUCUUACACUUUAGAGUUCUUUGCUUUCGAUUCCACAGAACCCUAAACUUUCUCUAUCUUCAUCCACAAGAAUGCCAGCUUCUGAAGAUAGAAGAGGGAAAUGGAAACGACGGAAGCGAGGUGGGUUAUCGGCGGCGAGGAAACCGAAACAAGAGGAGGAAGAUAUCGAGGAAGAAGACGAAGAGAACAACAACAAUCACAACAACGAAGAAGUUGAUGACGUUGAUAAUAAUGCCGAUGAGCUUCACCAGAACGGCGGCGCAACUCCCGAUCCGGGACACGGUAUUGGCGAAGUUGUUGAAGAUUCCGGUUCGCGCAUCUCUGAUUUCCCCUCGGUGGUUAAGCGUGUUGUGAUCCGUCCGCACGCGUCUGUAACGGCUGUUGUUGCUGCUGAGAGAGGUGGUUUGAUUGGGGAGACUAGAGGUCAAGGUUCGCUUCCGUCUCUGGAGAAUAUUUCGUAUGGGCAAUUGCAAGCGUUGUCUACUGUACCGGCUGAUGCUCUGUCCUUUGAUCUCGAGAGGAGUGAUGGAGCGUCUUCGGCUUAUGUUAUCUCUCCACCACCUAUUUUGGAAGGAGAAGGAGUUGCUAAACGGUUUGGGGAUCUGGUUCAUGUCUUGCCUAUGCAUUCAGAUUGGUUUGCACCAAACACAGUGGAUCGGCUUGAAAGGCAAGUGGUGCCACAAUUCUUCUCUGGAAAAUCGCCAAAUCAUACACCCGAAAGUUAUAUGGAAUUCAGGAACGCAAUUGUGUCAAAAUAUAUGCAGAACCCUGAACACGUGCCGUCUGCUGCUUUAACAUCUAUUGAUAGUUUGAUCAAAUUUGACAAGCCCAACUGUAGACACAAGGGGGCUGAAGUGUAUUCAUCCUUGUCAAGCUUGGAUGGUGACAUCCCUGACUUGGACAUCAGAAUUCGUGAACACCUUUGUGAUAAUCAUUGCAACCAUUGUUCUCGACCGCUUCCAACUGUGUACUUCCAAUCGCAAAAGAAGGGGGAUAUAGUCUUAUGUUCUGAUUGUUUUCACCAUGGAAGAUUUGUUGUUGGACAUUCUUGUCUUGACUUUGUAAGAGUGGAUCCAUCCAAAUUUUAUGGCGAUCAAGAUGGAGACAAUUGGAGUGAUCAGGAAACUCUCUUACUUCUUGAAGCUGUGGAACUCUACAAUGAAAAUUGGAUUCAGAUUGCAGAUCAUGUUGGUUCCAAAUCAAAAGCUCAGUGCAUUCUUCAUUUUCUUCGAUUACCUGUGGAGGAUGGUCUUUUGGAUAAUGUUGAGGUUCCAGGUGUAACUAAUUCGGAAAACCCUGCAAAUGGAUAUGACCACAAAGGAACAGAUUCAGAUGGAGAUAUACCCGGAUAUUCGGAGCAAGAUUCUGACACGGAGAUCAAGCUUCCUUUUGUGAAGUCUCCGAAUCCGGUUAUGGCAUUGGUUGCAUUUUUGGCAUCAGCUGUUGGACCUCGAGUUGCUGCGUCAUGUGCCCAUGAGUCCCUUGCGAUUUUAUCUGAGGAUGAUAGGAUGAAAUCUGAGGGUGUGCAAGGGAAAGAAGCUGGAGAAAAUCAGCAGCAAGAUGAAAACUCAGGAGCAGCUAAAACAUCGCUCCAAAACGGAGCAGAACCACAGACUCCACUGCCAGAGGAUAAGGUUAUGUUAGCAUUUAGAGCCGGUCUAUCAGCUGCAGCAACGAAAGCAAAAUUGUUUGCCGAUCAUGAAGAACGUGAGAUCCAAAGGCUUUCUGCAAAUAUUGUAAAUCACCAGCUGAAGAGGAUGGAGCUGAAGCUAAAGCAGUUUGCAGAAAUUGAAACAUUGUUGAUGAAAGAAUGCGAACAAGUAGAGAAAACACGUCAGAGAUUUGCUGCAGAACGAGUCCGUAUGCUCUCAGCAAGAUUUGGAUCACCUGGAGGAAUCCCUCCACAGACUAAUAAUAAUCUCCAAGGGAUGUCUCUGUCCACAGGUAGUAACAACAUCAAUACUCUCUUGCAGCAGCAACAACAAGUUUCAGCAACAACUCAGCCAAGCAUCAUCCCGGGAUUCAGCAACAACCCGCAAGUCCAUGCGCAGAUGCAGUUCAUGGCACGCCAACAACAACAGCAACAACAAGCUUUCUCGUUUGGCCCGAGAUUGCCUCUCAAUGCGAUACAGACGAAUGCAGGAUCAACGGCUUCACCAAAUGUCAUGUUUGGCAACAACCAACUUAAUAACCCUGCAGGUGCAGGAGGAGCAGCAUCCAUCAACCAACCCUCGUUUAGUCACCCGAUGGUUAGGUCUUCCACGGGUUCAGGCUCAGGGUCCGGUUUAGGCUUAAACUGAGACGUAUCUCUUUAGCUUUACGUAGCUUAUCAGUAUCCAUAUUUAUUUAUUUCGCCUUGUUAUUUGUUAUUGGCUUUGAGACAGACUGGUAGUGUUGUCCCUAAGUUAGUAGUGUCUUGUAGUAUCAAAAUCAUCCUCGUUGUGAAUUAAACAGUUACCAAUCUUAAUUCUGCUGUCUAGUCUAUGUCUCUCUUCCCAAAUAUUUUCUCACUACUACAAACAUUUCAGACAGUAGAAGUAA